This is a messenger RNA of Trichomonas vaginalis G3, 2949 nucleotides long. RefSeq names its product surface antigen family. The record is from RefSeq and is a predicted model, not a curated record. NCBI's taxonomy places the organism in Eukaryota, Parabasalia, Trichomonadida, Trichomonadidae. The transcript has a single exon. The coding region runs from base 1 to 2949 and encodes 982 amino acids.
AUGCUAUAUUCAAGUAUUGCAAUUAGCUCAAUACUUCGUCGAAAUGUAUUGUUUAAUAGUGAUGAAGCUCCUAUUGAUGGAAAUAAAAUGACCAUUUCUACUCUAGACCAAAUCAAUGAUACCGGUCUCAUCAGACAGCGUUGUCUUGAAAAGAAUGUUGAUACAAUUAUUAUUACUGGUGAUGAAAUCAUAGAGCUUUACUCAUUUGAAAACAUUGAUACACUUAAAACAAUCAAGAUCACAGCCACCAAAGUUACAGAAAUUCCAGAAAACUGCUUUAAGAACUGCCGUAAGCUCGCAACAGUUGAGCUCUCAGAGAAUAUCAUAAAACUCGGCAACAGUUGCUUCGAAGGCACAAAUCUUACCACAAUUGACCUCUCACACAUCCAAACUAUUGGUGAGUUCGCCUUCCGCUAUUGCCACAGCCUCGAUAAAAUCAAGCUCAACCAGUCCGAGCUUGGAGCUGGAUUAUUUAUGGACACAGGUCUCACAGAAGUUGAAUUAGGCUCUGGUGUUACACAGAUCCAAACAGGCUGCUUCAUGUAUUGCGCAAAUCUUCAAACCAUUACAAUCCCUAACACAGUUCAAGUUAUUGGCGAAAGGGCCUUCGUUUACUGCACAAAGUUAACAAAGGUCAACUUCGCUGAUAAGUCCACCCUCCAGCAAAUCGGCGACGCCGCCUUCGGAAACACAAACAUCAGCGAGAUUGCCUUACCAAGAUCAUUAAAGCAAAUUGGCGACAAUGCUUUCGAACACGUAUUGUUCGCAGAUCUCAAAUUGGAAAACUUUGAUGCAUUAACUGUUGGAAAGGAAGCAUUCGCUCACAACGAACUUCUCAAGACAGUAACAAUUGGAGACAAUGUUACACUUACAAAUGGUGCUUUCAAGGGAUGCAACAUUUUGGAGACUGUAACAUUUGGAUCAAAGAAGGUUAGAUUAGAUGACAACCUCUUCUACGAGUGUUUCAAGUUGAAGGAAGUCAAGGGAACAUUCGAAACAGUCGGACAAGCAACAUUCUAUCGCUGCUCAAGUCUCGAAAAAUUCAAUCUUGUCAAUGUUUCAUCAAUUGGUGGUGAAGCAUUCUGGUUAUGUGCCAAAUUAGAAGUUGAUUUCCCUAACCAGACAAUGUCAAUUGGCGACUCUGCAUUUGCCUAUUGCGACAAAGUUGUUAUUAAAACAAUUUACCAGGGAUAUACAAUUGGUUCCUCAGCGUUCAUGGGAUGCCUUGGAAUCACAGAAUUGAAGUUCUAUUCUUCAAAUUUCGGUGCCCAAGCAUUCGAAGGCUGCGAAAAAUUGAAGUCCGUUGAUGUAACCGCCAUCGAAGGAAGCUAUGCUGUUCCAAAUAAUGCUUUCGCAUAUUGCUUUGCUCUUGAGACACUCAAGAUCAAUGACAAGUUAACACAGAUUGGCAACUUGGCAUUCUACAAGACAAAGGUCACUGGAGAAAUUGAGUUAUUCAGCACAGUGAUCGGAUCAUUUGCUUUCGGCGAAACACUUAUCACAAAGCUUACACUCAGCUCUGUUCCACAAAUGGGAUCUGCUCCAUUCAUGAACUGCAAGCAUUUGAAGACCCUUGUUCUCAACUCCACUGAUAGAGACUCCUUAAGUUUAUCUCCAUUCAUUGGAUGUGAACAGUUAUAUGAUUACAAUAUAAAAUCAGCCAAAGAUUUGUCUCAUGAUAAUGGAGUUUUCUUUGACUCAAUGAAGUUAACUCUCUACGCAUUUGGCAGUAAGGCAACUGAAUUCGAAUUCCCACCGUUAGUAAUGAAAAUUUCUGCUGAUGCUUUCGUUUUGAGCAGACAAUUAAAGACAGUCAAUAUUAGUCAUUACGUUGAACUUCCAGCAGGACUAUUCGAAAACUGUCUCAACUUAACUACAUUCAACUACACAGCAAAUGAUAAUAAACUUAAAAACUCAUUGCCAGCAAGAUUGCUCUUUAACUGCACAAACUUAAAGAAGGUCGUUCUCAGCACCCAGAUAACAGAGUUAGGCGAAUAUUGCUUUGCAAAAUGCACUUCCCUCACUGAUAUUGAUUUAAGCAACGUCAUAAAGAUUGGAGGCAACUGUUUCGUAGCUUGCACAGCUUUGACAUCUGUUAAAAUUGAUAAUGUCGAGGAACUUGGAGAGUACGCAUUCAGUGAUACUGGUCUCAAGUCAGUUGUUUACCCACCAAAACUCAUAUUAGUUGUUAGCAAUGUCUUCAAUAAUGCAAAGAAGUUAUCUAAGGUUACUUUCGGAAAGAAUUUGAUGACACUCGAUGCUGGAUGUUUCGCAUACUCUGGAAUUUCUAAGUUGACAAUUCCAGCUACUGUAAUGUCUGUUGAUCCAACAGUCUUCGAUACUGCUGAUGUCAGUCUCAAGGUUGAGAAGAACAGUGUCUUCUUCACAGUAUCCGGAAAUUGCUUAAUUGACAAGUAUUCUGGAAACUUGGUCUUAACAUUCGGAAAGUUAUCAAAGACAUACACAAUUCCAAAGGAUGUAAAGAAGAUCGGUGCAAAUUCAAUCCGCCCAUGGAUUGAGGCAGCUACUGUCGGCAAAACCACCCUCUACCAGAAGAGUAUUGGAACAACUGUCAUCAAGAUUCCAGCAUCUGUUGUUUCAAUUGAUCCAACUGCUUUCAAUGCUGAUACAUAUCUUUACACAGUUUGCUAUGAUGGAUUCGUUUAUUCACAAUCAUCACCAGAAGCUUCAAAUCCAAUCUUAACAAACGCUUAUGUCACAGAUAAAUAUCCAUAUGGUGAUUUGUUGGGUAAAGCUGCUCUCAAGUCAUGCAGCACUAAAGUCCCAGGUGAAUUGAACGCAAGACACAUCAUCGGCCUCUCAGUUGCUGAGAUAGUUUUGAUUGUAAUUGUCGUUCUCUUAAUCAUUCUCUUUGUUGUUGGUUUCAUUAUCAUUCGUAUGAAAUUACCAAAGGCAGGUGACAAGACAGUCUUCCAACCAAUUAGUUAA